Messenger RNA from Coniosporium apollinis CBS 100218, 624 nucleotides. RefSeq lists its product as uncharacterized. The transcript has a single exon. Gene Ontology annotation, molecular function: NADH pyrophosphatase activity. Gene Ontology annotation, cellular component: cytosol. The record is from RefSeq and is a predicted model, not a curated record. NCBI's taxonomy places the organism in Eukaryota, Fungi, Ascomycota, Dothideomycetes. Bases 1 to 624 code for a protein of 207 amino acids. Gene Ontology annotation, biological process: NADP+ catabolic process; NAD+ catabolic process.
AUGUCUCCUGAAGCAGAAACCGUCACUUCAGCACAAGAACCUUUCUUAGUCCCACCAGAGCUCGUUCACCUGUCCAUUCCGUUGAAGACGUUCCAAGAACAGCAUCCGGACAUUCAAGGCCUUGUAAUCGGCGCAUUGGUGUACUGUGGAGACCGCCUUCUUCUCCUACAACGCAGCGCGUCUGACUCCUAUCCAAACCGCUGGGAGGUCCCAGGAGGCUCCUGCGAUCUGGAAGACGAGACAGUCCUCCACGCAGUCGCGAGAGAGCUGUUCGAAGAGACAGGCUUGCGCGCCACUCGGAUUGUUCGGCAAGUUGGCGACGGAGUCUCUUUUCAAACUGGCCGGCCGAGUAGUGUCAAGAAUUGGUUGAAACUGUCCUUCGAGGUUGAGGUUGCAAGUGGUGAUCUGAACGGCCAAGCAGAUGCUGAAGGGAAAUUCAGCAACCAAGCCUAUCAGGGUUUUCCGGUGAAGCUGGAUCCCGCAGAGCAUCAACGCUUCAUCUGGGUCAAAGAGGAAGAGCUUCGACAGAAAUCAGCAUCUGGACUGCCACUUUCGUUUAUCUCUGUGGACCAGGUGUCUCUUAUGUUGGUGGCCCUUGGCGCGAGGAAUGGCUACGAUUUGUAG